AUGGCGGGCGUUACUCAAGACAUCAGCAGCGUGCUCAUCGACAACCAUUCAGGAGCCGCGGUCGAUCUGAACGAUGUGCUCAACUCGCUGCCUGCCGCUGCAGACGCGCCGUUCAAUGCAUACCAGCGACGACACGACCAGACCUGCCUUCCCGACACACGCGUCGACCUUCUUCGAGACAUAUACAGCUGGGCUGACGGACAAGACGAGCGAUGCAUUUUCUGGCUAAACGGCCUGGCCGGCACGGGGAAGUCGACAAUUGCGCGCACCGUGGCCCGUAGAUACCUCGACCAGAAGCGGCUCGGAGCCAGCUUCUUCUUCUCCCGAGGCGGUGGAGAUGUCAGCCACGCAGGCAAGUUCGUGACGAGCAUUGCAUUGCAGCUGGCGAGCAGUGUACCCUCUUUCGACCAGUGCAUUUGCGAUGCCAUCAAAGAGCGCCGCGACAUCGCGAGCCAGUCCCUGCGCGAUCAGUGGCAGCAACUCGUCCUGCGUCCAGUGUCGAAGCUGAGCGAAAGCGGUGGCCAGAUCUCAUACAUCCUCGUCAUUGAUGCGUUAGAUGAGUGCGAAACUGAUAAUGACAUCCGGACUAUCGUACAGCUUUUGAGUGAAGCUCGAUCGUUAAAGGCAGUUCGAUUGCGAGUCUUCCUUACUAGCCGGCCUGAGAUUCCAAUUCGACACGGCUUCCAGAAGCUUUUGGAUACCGAGCACCAGGAUUUUGUACUCCAUAACAUAUCCCGAUCGACUGUUGAUCAAGACAUCUGCACCUUCCUAGAACACAGCUUUGAACUCAUCGCCCAAGAACGAUCCCUAGCCGCUGGCUGGCCAGGACAAGAGAUCAUCAAGCGCCUUGUCCAUAGUGCUAGCGGGCUGUUUAUCUGGGCGGCAACCGCAUGCCGCUUUAUUCGCGAAGGGAAACGUUUCGCUUUAAAGAGACUGAAUAUUAUUCUGGAGAAUAGUAGCAUUGGUGUCAACGCGGCGGAGAAGCAUCUCAACGAGAUCUAUACCACUGUUCUCCGCAGUUGCAUUUCUCCGGAGUAUUCAUACGAAGAAGCAGAAGAGUUACUAUCACUACUGAAAAGCCUGCUUGGAAGCAUUGUGACGCUGCUUUCUCCACUUUCGACGCAGUCCUUGAGCAAGCUACUUAGCACAGCGCAAGGCGAAGUGGACCAAACACUGGAUGAUCUACAUGCCAUUCUUAGCAUUCCAAAAGAUCCAGCCCUUCCACUUCGUUUACAUCAUCCCUCAUUCCGGGAUUUCCUUUUCGGAAAGUCGAGAUGCGAAGAGUUUUGGGUGGACGAGAAGCAAGCGCAUCAAGUAUUAGCCGACAGGUGUAUGCAGCUUAUGGCGACAUCGCUUAAGCAAGAUAUCUAUGGCGUGGAAGCUCCCAACAUUCUUAUAGCCGAUGCCGAGAGAAGUCGGAUUGAGCGGAGUCUUCCUCCUGAAGUACAGUACGCCUGUCGCUACUGGAUCGAUCAUGUUCAAAAGAGCGGCACUCAGCUUUGCGAAAAUGGCCAAGUGCACCGCUUUUUAAAGGGGUAUUUUCUUUACUGGCUCGAGGCGCUGGGAUGGAUGGGGAAGAUCUCUGAUGGUAUACAUGCUAUCGCGGCUUUAGAGUCGUUUGUUUCAUCUAGUAGUUGCCCGGCUCUCUGGAGCUUCCUCCACGACGCGAAGCGGUUCGUGCUGUACAAUCGGCGGGCGAUCGAGCAGGCUCCGCUUCAGACGUACAGUAGUGCGCUCGUAUUCGCACCAACAUCGAGCAUAAUAAGAGAGAAUUUUAAGGGUUGCAUACCUAGAUGGAUGCGAGUGUUGCCGAAGGUGGAGGAGAAAUGGAUUGCGGUGCUGCAGACGCUCGAGGGCCAUUCGGACGUCGUCGAGGCCGUAGCCUUCUCGCCGGACGGCAAGACGCUGGCGUCGGCAUCGCGCGACGAGACGGUGAAGCUGUGGGACGCCGGGUCGGGCGCGCUGCAGCAGACGCUCGAGGGCCAUUCGGGCGUCGUCGAGGCC
Eremomyces bilateralis CBS 781.70 is the source of this 2004-nucleotide messenger RNA. RefSeq lists its product as uncharacterized. Lineage: Eukaryota; Fungi; Ascomycota; Dothideomycetes; Eremomycetales; Eremomycetaceae. Gene Ontology annotation, molecular function: protein binding. The transcript is spliced from 3 exons. The annotation marks the transcript as partial. The record is from RefSeq and is a predicted model, not a curated record.